Molecule: messenger RNA, 2235 nt
Organism: Triticum aestivum (bread wheat)
Lineage: Eukaryota; Viridiplantae; Streptophyta; Magnoliopsida; Poales; Poaceae
Exons: 2
Coding region: 30-1751 (573 amino acids)
Source: RefSeq, a predicted model, not a curated record
UCGAUCCUGAGAGCAUUGUAGGAGAGGACAUGUUGCAGGCAGAUCAAGGCAGGUUGCGGACAGAAGAGAAAAGGUUGCAGAGAUUGCAGAAAUUUAAGAAACUGAAGGAUGAAGAGUCUGAUGACAGCGACCAGUUGGAUUCAGAUGCAGAUUUCUUUGAUAGUGACAAUGACCCAUUAGAUGGGGAUGAUGACAUCUUUGCUGCAUUUGUGGACCAUGAUGUCAUAGAUGCAAUGAUUACUAGCAAAGGCAAAAAAGUAGUUGAAGUAAAUGAGGAUGGUAAGGACAAGAGGAAGAAGAAGAAGAAGAAAAGUAAAAAGGAAGAUUCUGAUGAGGAGUUGCUUCUUCCAGAUUCAGAUGACGAGAACUUCAAUUUUAAGUUCAAGUCUUUUGCUGAACAUGACAUGGCAGACCCGGAGUUCAAGAUUGGAAUGACUUUUUCAACGGUUGAGCAGUUGAGAGAAGCAAUAUCUGAGUAUAGCAUAAAGAAUAGAGUGGCUUUGCACAAGACUAGAAAUUGUAGAACCAGGGUUGAGGUGGUCUGUGCUGAAGGUUGCCCCUGGUAUUUGUAUGUGACAGAAGACGGCAGGUCCAAGAGCUUGCUUGUGAAGAGAUAUGUUAAUGAGCACACAUGUAGCAGAGAGUGGGCUAUCAAGGCAAUGACUGCUCCCUAUCUUGCCAAAAAAUAUGUGGAAGAAAUAAGAGACAAUGAGAACAUUGAUGCAAAGUCAUUUGGCAAUAAGGUGCAAAAGGACUACAAUUUGGCUCCUGGCAGAAUGAAGCUGCAAAGGGCAAAGAAGAGAGCAAUGGCUAUUAUCAGAGGAGAUGAGGAGAAGCAAUAUAAUUUGCUUUGGGAUUAUGCGGAAGAGAUUAGGAGAUCAAACCCUGGGAGCAGUGUCUUUCUUAAUUUGGAUGCAAAUGGUUUGUUUGAAACUAUGUACUUUUCUCUUGAUGCAUGCAAGAGGGGCUUUCUGGAGGGUUCCAGGCCAAUUCUUUUCUUUGAUGGUUGUCACUUGAAGACAAGGCAUGGUGGUGUUAUGUUGACAACAAUAGGUAUUGACCCUAAUGAUUGUAUCUUCCCAAUUGCCAUGGCUGUGGUAGAUGUAGAGUGCAAAAACAGUUGGAAAUGGUUCAUGAACACUUUGAAGCAUGACCUGAACAUCCACGACCACACAGCAGCCUUUACUCUUAUGUCAGAUAAGCAGAAAGGGCUGAUACUUGCAGUGCAGGAAGAAUUUCCAGACAGUGAACAUAGGUUCUGUGUAAGACAUCUCUACCAAAACUUCAACACGAUUCACAAGGGGGAAGUUUUGAAGAAUCAACUUUGGGCUUGUGCAAGAUCUAGUAACAAGCCACAAUAUGAAAGAAACAUGGACAAAUUGAAGGCUCUGAGUCCUGAAGCAUAUGGAUGGCUUGAUAAGCACCCACCAAACCAAUGGUGUAGGGCUUUCUUUGAUUGUUUAUGUAAGAGUGACACACUCCUCAAUAAUCAUUGUGAAGUGUUCAACAAAUUCUUCUGCAACUUGUAUGUUAGCGUGAGAGGGACAGGGACAGGGAGAGCAAGAGUGAGAGGAGGAGCAACCGAUGGUACUGCUACCCAUGUUGAAGGAAGUAGUGCUACUGCUAGUAGUGUGCAACAAGGAGGAGGGACAAGUGUUGCCCACGCUGCACCAAGAGCAAGAAGAGCGAGAAAAACAAAAAGACCAGUGCCUGGAGGUGAUCAUUGGAAUGGUUAUGAGCACUCAAGAUAGUAUCAGUUGCUCUACAGAAAUAAGUAGAAUGUUUAAGUGCAAGUAUGUGCAACCUGCUUGUAAUGCAAUUUCAAAUGGUUUCAGAACUAUGUUUUGGAAGCUUUUAGAACUACGUGUUGUCACUGUUUAAAAACUAUGGAAUAAGUGCAAGUAUGUGCAACUUGCUUGUAAUACUUUUUCAAACGGGUUACAGAGUGAUGUGUUGGAUGGUUUUAGAACUAUGUGAUCAUUUGGAUAUUUUAAAAACUACGAAUGAUAUUGUCAUUGAAGUCAUGUUCUAUAUAUUUUCUGUAGUGUGGGUGUAUAUUGAAUGUGAGGUUUUGUAUUGUCGUCAAGAUUUAUACAUAUUACUUUGAUAUUCUCUGAAACCCACUGAUUUUAUAUACAUAUUUAACAAUGAUUACGUGAAGAUAUAUAUAGUAGACUGCCUAUUUGAACAUAAAUCACAUCAUGGUGAAUUGGUCUGGAAGCCAACUUCUAACCC